This is a messenger RNA of Acanthoscelides obtectus, 1647 nucleotides long. Lineage: Eukaryota; Metazoa; Arthropoda; Insecta; Coleoptera; Chrysomelidae. The record is from the annotation of a GenBank genome assembly.
AUGAUAAAAGCAGAAGUUAUAUGUUAUAAGAUAGCUAUUCUUAUACUUAGUGAGGCAAGAAUUACCGAAGAUAUUGAGGAUUCAAAGUUAACUAUCAGAGUGAGAGGUCAAAAGUGGAUAAUUGGUGGUAACUAUCACUCUCCUAGUGCAAGUGAUGCUGAUUUUAUUGAUAAGUUGGAAGACGUUUUAGACGAUUACUUCUCUGUGAGUAAAUGCAUUUUAGUAGGGGAUAUAAAUAUAGAUUUUAAAGAUGACAAGAAUUUCUAUACCAACAAAAUUCAACGUUUAUUUGAAGUUGAUCAGUUGGUCACUGACUAUACAAGGGUAACUGAUAUGAGCAUGUCUUUGAUAGAUUAUGUUGUUUCUAAUCAUGGGAACAUUGAGACUAAGAUGCAUGAUCAACCAAAGUUGUCGGAUCAUUCUGUUGUAUCUGUUAAUGUCUUUUCAAAUAUUGCUAGCAAAACAGUCAAAAUGGUUGAAAUAAGAAAUUUAAAAGACGUGGAAUUAAUAAAAAUAAACAUAGACUUGUUGUUUUGUGACUGGUCAAUAAAUAGUAUUAAUGUCAAUGAAAUUUAUGAGAAUUUACGGGCGAAUAUAACUAAGGCAGUCAAUGCAAAUUCAUCUAAGCUAUCAUUGUCAGUGAGAGGUGACCAGGUGCCCUACAAAGAUAUUGAACUCAAAAAUAAAGCUAGGGAGCGAGAUCUUGCCUACAAACAAUUUAGGAAAAGUGGCCACCCAAUUGACAAACAUAAUCAGUGGGAGAAAUACAAGAUGUUCAGAAAUGAAUAUGUUAACUUGUUAAAAAUGAAAAAAAGACAAUAUUUUGAAGAAAAAAUUGAUCACAAUAAACAUAACCCCAAAACUAUGUGGAAAACAUUGAAAUCUUUAAUAAAGCCGGUAGGAACUACUACUUUUGAUAGAAUAAUUUUCUACCCGAAUGACCAAAAAGUUAUUUCCAGAUGUGAAGUGGAAAUAGCUGAUAAUUUCAACUUUUACUUCGUUAGCAGUAUUUGUGACAUUGUAAAAAGUAUCCAGUCUGAUAUUAUAUAUGUGGAUAAUGAUUUAUCUUGUGAUGCAGUUACGUUCCUGAAAUUUAGAUCCAUUUCAUUCGAUGAAUUGAAAGAAUUUAUACUUUCAUUUGAAAAUAAAACAUAUGGUGAAGAUAUUUUGAAUAUUAAACUUGUUAAAAAUACUUUGCACUCGAUUAGUCAUGUAAUCUUGAAUUUUAUCAACACUUCACUAGCUUAUGGAGUUUUCCCGGAUGCAUUAAAAGACGACUACUGUAAGAUCGUUCGCCUAUUCCGAGAGGAAGAAGUGCCCCAUCACACUUUUCCUCUCCCUUCGGAACGGAACAUCCAUGCGGUGGUUCGAGGAGUUCCCGUCAACUUUUCGGAUACUGAGAUUAAGGGAGAACUGGAGCAGAGGGGAUAUAGCCCUCUUCACAUCAUUCGAUUGAAGCGCAGCGGCGGCACGCCCAUGCCUUUGGUGGUCGUGAUACUGCCCAAGACUGAAAAGUCUCAGCAAGUGUUCAACGAACACGAACUGCUGGGACUAGCCAUUCGAGUUGAGGUUCAGAAGAACUCCAGACUCAUUGGGCAGUGUCACCGCUGCCAAAAUUUUUGCUUGCAUAAUAUAGGUGGUUCGUAG